CCAGAGGUAACAACUCUACAACAACUGAAGGAAAAACUUCAACAACAGCAGCAAAAACUUCUAAAGAAAAAAGAGAAAGAACUUGAAGUCCCUCAGACCAUACACUAUCUGGCAAGACCAACGGAAACACUGAAACACCAGAAGGCAGGACUACAACAAAAGGGUGAACGAAUUACAGAGCUAAAGGCAAAAUAUCAGCACGAGCAGAAGAAAAAACUUCAACAACAGUGGCAAAAAGUUCAACAACAGCGAAUGCAGCCAACAUAAGCCACUCCAAUCCGGACUACUGGCUGCUGGAUCGCUCUUUGACUUUUUCCAACACUCAUACACACAAACACUGAAACCACACACACACACACACCAAUACACCAUAAAUGGCAAUAUGGACGGACAGCUGCAGCAUUUGUGUUGUAUCCAUAUACUACUCCUUGUACUCCUUGCACAGUGACACGCGCGUGCCAAAAAUUUGUUGCCGAUUUUAUCAAGAGAACAGCAGCGGCAGCAGUUGUAGCAGCAGCAGCAGUGGCAGCAGCAGCAGUGGCAGCCAUUAACUGAAGGAGCCACAACGGGAGCAGAAGCUGAACCAGUAGCAGUAGCAGGAGGAGCAGCUGCAGCAGCCACAGAACCUCCUACAGAAACAACGAAUAUUGCAAAAAGGCGGCGCAAACUAUCACAAUGUCAAUUCAAAAGCUUAACGAUAACACAAACUCGGGAUACGUGAGCUCCGAGGAGACGGACUCCCUGCUGGUGAGCAGCGGCACACCCAAGGGCGGGGGCGGCGGCCGAUCCGCCCUGCUGCGGCAGGUGAAGAACAGCACCUCAACCAAUGGACCAACAGUGGCCACCACAGUGGUUACCACAUCGCCAUCCCCCUCGGGAUCGGGACUGUCCGGCAAUAUGGCAUCCGGGGGAUCGGGCGGCAAGCCGACUUUGAUGCGACAGGAUCGCACCUCCACAUAUCUGACAAGUCCGCAACAGUCGCAGCAGCAACAGUCGCGUAUGGGCUCUGAGGAGAGCAUGCGCGGCGGGAUGAUGCAGCAUGACGAGGAUAUUGAACAGGGACUGAGGGCAAAUGCCUCGGCAACGGGAACAUCUGGAACGGCAACCAUGGUGCCCGACAUUGAGGUUUACGAAGAAGAGGACCAAGAUCCACAACAAACGCAAACACAGACCAAUAAUACAUCGACGACCAAGCUGGAGCAGCAGCAACAACAACAACCGACCAUAUCAAUUAUGAAUUUAAGCCUAAAGCACAACGAAGUGGUAGGCAGUAGUCUGGGUCCAAGCCCCAGUCCUGGGAGCCAUCCCAAUCUGGGCACCUCAUCAUAUCAAAAUCUGGCCUCCAGCAUACCGCCGAGUGCGCCGAGUCGUUGUCGAGCAUGCCGCAACUGCAGUCGCCGCGCUUCCACAACGCCCAUAUCCACCGGCCAGAUGAUUGACCGUUCCGCAUCACGGGACAGCGUUAAGAGCGGCGGCAAUCUCACCAGCUCGAUGGCCAUUUGCAUAUCAAACUCUGCCCUCCAGCAGCAGCAGCUACAGUCACAGCAGCAGCACUCAUCGCACCCGCAGCAACACUUUCAGUUGCAUCAACAGCUCCAGAUCCAGCAUCAGCAACAGCAACAGCUGCAGCUGUAUCAGCAUCACCAGCAGCAGGUGCCACCGGUGCUUAUUACAUCCUCCCCGACGAACGGGUCGCGCAUCAUUAGGCAGAGCUCACAGCCGGAGUCCAGCACCACGGCCAUCUGUUGUGGCACGCACGCAACUUGCGUGGGGCAUGCCCACUCGCACACGGUGCCCAAUGUGUCGCUGAAACAGUUGCGCGAGAGCACACAAGAUGGCAUAGCCGGCAUUGCAGCCGACUCCCUGCGUAUCAACGGUGGCAUGCGACCCUUCAAGCAGGGCGUUCUUCUAAUGCCACGCACCUUGUCCGAAAGCCGAAAGUUGAGACUUCGAAGGGCCUUCACCGAGGCCACUAACGAAACGCUCCAAAGCUCCAAAAUGCUCCGCAAACCGGCGUCGACACUGUCAAUUCCUGGCUCGAUGAAAACACCUUCCAUUGCGAACCGGGAACAGAUCUCAUCUGGAUGCAACGAAGAAGCGGCCGAGGCACUAGUGGGUAUCCACUCAGACUACCCUAGGUAUGAAAUGUAUAUGGAAGAACGUGCUCUUACUGGCGGCAAUACGUCCAGGAAGCCAUCGACAAACUCGGCCAAACACAAACCCAAUGUGGGCUAUCGCCUGGGCAAGAGGAAAGCCCUCUUUGAGAAGCGCAAGCGCAUCAGUGACUAUGCCCUGGUCAUGGGCAUGUUCGGCAUCAUUGUGAUGGUGAUUGAGAACGAGCUGAGCAGUGCCGGUGUCUACACAAAGGCAUCGUUCUACUCGACAGCGUUAAAAACCUUAAUAUCUGUUUCGACUGUGAUUCUUUUAGGACUUAUAGUAGCUUACCAUGCUUUGGAAGUGCAGAAUUCAUUAUUCAUGAUAGAUAACUGCGCCGACGAUUGGAGGAUCGCAAUGACAUGGCAACGAAUUAGUCAAAUAGGGUUAGAACUUUUUAUAUGCGCUAUACAUCCAAUUCCUGGCGAAUACUAUUUCCAGUGGACGACGAAAUUGGCCAAUAAGAAUAAAACAAUUGGCACCGAAAUGGUGCCAUAUGACGUAGCUUUAUCAUUACCUAUGUUCCUUCGAUUAUAUUUAAUAUGCCGCGUAAUGCUGCUGCAUUCAAAGCUAUUCACAGACGCAUCAUCACGGAGCAUCGGCGCUCUCAAUAGGAUUAACUUUAACACAAGAUUCGUUUUAAAAACUCUAAUGACAAUAUGCCCGGGAACGGUUCUAUUGGUCUUCAUGGUCUCCCUGUGGAUCAUCGCUUCGUGGACGCUACGUCAAUGCGAAAGAUUUCAUGAUGAAGAACAUGCGAAUCUUUUGAAUGCAAUGUGGCUGAUAGCGAUAACAUUUUUGAGUGUUGGUUUCGGUGAUAUUGUUCCGAAUACGUACUGUGGACGUGGUAUCGCUGUCAGUACAGGAAUAAUGGGUGCUGGCUGCACGGCGCUGCUCGUGGCCGUCGUAUCCCGUAAACUGGAGCUGACCCGUGCCGAGAAGCAUGUGCACAACUUCAUGAUGGACACGCAGUUAACCAAAAGGCUGAAAAAUGCUGCGGCGAAUGUUCUUCGUGAAACUUGGCUCAUUUACAAACAUACAAGACUAGUAAAACGGGUUAAUCCCGGCCGUGUAAGAACCCACCAAAGAAAGUUCCUUCUAGCUAUAUAUGCGUUGCGAAAAGUUAAAAUGGAUCAGCGCAAACUAAUGGAUAAUGCCAACACAAUAACCGAUAUGGCCAAGACACAAAAUACCGUCUACGAGAUAAUAUCGGACAUGUCUAGCCGCCAGGAUGCCAUCGAGGAACGCCUAACAAAUCUAGAGGACAAAAUGCAGAACCUACAAGAGCACAUGGAAAGCCUUCCGGACCUAUUGUCUCGUUGUCUGACCCAACACCAGGAGCGCAUCGAGCAACGACGGAACUUUUUACACCCAGACACUGCUGCAGCCCCCAUCCAACAGCCAACGCCCCAAUCGAUGUUCAAUGCAGCCCCCAUGCUGUUCCCCCAUUCAAGCGAAUUGUAGAGCUCGUGGGGUACUGCGAAAAUCACAAAGUGUUGCACACGCCUGAUCCUAGUACCGAACUGAACUGGAUACAAGUUCUCUCAAUCGUCCAUCGAAUACCAGGAAUACCUGAAUACCCAAGCCGAAAUAGCAGUUUUUUUUUUGGGUACAUUUACACGCCCAGAACUAUAGUAUACUAUAUGUACAAAAAUAGAGGGUGCCCCCCAACAACCCCAGAACAGAUUCCAGUCCCUUCCUUUUUCCCGCUCCUUCAACUAUUGUAUGUAGAAUGGGGUAUGCAACAAAUAUGUAGUGUUAUACAUACAGAUAAACACCUCACACACACACACACACACACAUACAUAUAUAAAUAUAAAUACAUACAUAUACUAAUAUACAUACAUGUACAGAAGGUCUAGAGAGUAUAUACCCACAGAUGUACCCGCGACAACACAACAAAUAAGAUCAUAUUUGACUUUAUAUGUAUUAUAGUAAUGUAUUCAGUAGCUAAAUCGAAAGCCGAAGCAAAGACCAAUUUAUUAAACGACAAACUAAAAUGAAAAAAAAAAAUGGAAACGAAAACCGAAUAAGAACAAUUAUUAUGUUAAACUAAACAAUAAAGGAUGAUGAGGAUGAUGUAGAGGACUUGGAGAUGAACGCGAAGAAGCAGUCGAAAAGUGAAAC
Messenger RNA from Drosophila obscura, 4281 nucleotides. RefSeq names its product small conductance calcium-activated potassium channel protein (gene SK). The record is from RefSeq and is a predicted model, not a curated record. Gene Ontology annotation, cellular component: neuronal cell body; neuron projection; plasma membrane. The coding region runs from base 676 to 3618 and encodes 980 amino acids. NCBI's taxonomy places the organism in Eukaryota, Metazoa, Arthropoda, Insecta, Diptera, Drosophilidae. Gene Ontology annotation, biological process: potassium ion transmembrane transport. The transcript has 16 exons. Gene Ontology annotation, molecular function: calmodulin binding; small conductance calcium-activated potassium channel activity.